Messenger RNA from Ostrinia furnacalis (Asian corn borer), 570 nucleotides. RefSeq names its product dual specificity protein phosphatase 14. Lineage: Eukaryota; Metazoa; Arthropoda; Insecta; Lepidoptera; Crambidae. Gene Ontology annotation, biological process: protein dephosphorylation. The transcript is spliced from 4 exons. Gene Ontology annotation, cellular component: cytoplasm. Bases 1 to 570 code for a protein of 189 amino acids. The record is from RefSeq and is a predicted model, not a curated record.
AUGAGUCCAAAACCGGGAUGUCCUCUCGGCGUAUCCCGCAUCACGAACCAGCUGUACGUAUGUGGAGCCCACGCGCUUCCCGGCGCUGUCAAGGCUCUAAGGCCUGGCCUGAUAGUCAGUGCAGCUCCAGAACUGCCCCCGCCUCCAGAAGACUAUGUUCCCAGGCAUUUUGUGCCACUGCUGGACACACCCAACUCUGACAUGCACCCUUACAUGGAACGCGUGGCCGACCUGAUCAAUGAGGUAGCGACAAAAGGCGAUAUUGUCCUAGUGCACUGUGUGGCAGGCGUGUCGCGAUCAGUCACGCUCUGCCUGGCGUAUCUCGUCAAGUGGCAGCGCAUGACCCUGAGAGACGCGUACCACCACAUGAAACAAAGGCGACCACAAAUUCGGCCAAACACUGGAUUCUUCAAACAGCUGAUCAAAUACGAAGAACGGUUGUUCAGCGAAGCCUCCGUGAAGAUGGUCUACUGUGAAGCCAUUGAUAAGGAAAUUCCUGACGUCUACGAACCAGAUUAUAGGGGGAUGACAUGGUUCCGACAGCGGUACGGGCCUAUUGAGAAGAGUUGA